AUGGCUGACUUUAUCGAGGUUUAUUCUACCGUUCCAGCGGAGCUGCUGACACUUUUAAACAACAAAUUGCCUUACACCUUACCCCUCCUGCGCCGACUACAAUUCACUAAUUUGGAAGGGGGACUACGAGAAACAGCAAGAAUCAUUCUUUCAGCGGACUCCAAACUGAAUGAUGAGGAGUCCCCAGAGAGAUUCACGGCCAUGUAUAUUGACGUGGGGGGUGGUCCUGACACACAGGCAUGGAUCUACUCGACCUACGAACACCCCGACCAAGCUACGACGAGUGACACAGCCAUCUACGAGAAGCAGCUCGACAAGAUUGUGCAAGAGAGUAUCAAGAUUGCAAAGGAUUACGGCCGAGAACUUGUAUAUGGUGAUGCUGUCUUGCUUGGAACGCUUCAUGACUCUGUUCGUGAGCUUCUGUACAAAACAGGGCGAGUAGAACCGCGCGAAACAGGAGCAUACGACAAGUGGCUAUUCAAGUACGAGGAUAUACCAAAGAACGAAGUAGAGUUGCCCGAGGGUAUGAAAUGGGGGGUGGCAACGGAGGAUGACUGUCGGAUUGUCAUCUCGCGAACUGAUAUCCCCAGGACUGUACAAGUCCUGCGUCGUAUGCCAAGUUUGAUGAUCAAGCUCGAGGAUGGGACUCCUGUGUCUUGGGCUUUUCUGGGUUUCGACGGUUCACUGAUCAGUCUUCACUGUGAAGAACCAUAUCGUCGACGAGGACUCGCCAAGACACUCGCUGCAAAGCUGUUCCGUGAAAAAUCCCUUGACUUUGCGGAUGAUGGCUGGUGUUGCGCAGACGUGGCGCCUGAGAAUGAUGGGAGUAGGGGGAUGUGUAAGAGCUUGAAUGGAAAGCCGUACUGGAGGAUUUCAUGGGUGUUGCUCUACGUUGGGGAAAAAGUACCAAGUCAGAAAAACAGCACAGGAUGA
Fusarium venenatum is the source of this 933-nucleotide messenger RNA. RefSeq lists its product as uncharacterized. The record is from RefSeq and is a predicted model, not a curated record. Lineage: Eukaryota; Fungi; Ascomycota; Sordariomycetes; Hypocreales; Nectriaceae.